Molecule: messenger RNA, 2579 nt
Organism: Mangifera indica (mango)
Lineage: Eukaryota; Viridiplantae; Streptophyta; Magnoliopsida; Sapindales; Anacardiaceae
Product: protein FAR1-RELATED SEQUENCE 5-like
Exons: 2
Coding region: 170-2389 (739 amino acids)
Biological process (GO): regulation of DNA-templated transcription
Molecular function (GO): zinc ion binding
Source: RefSeq, a predicted model, not a curated record
UAGCAGGGAAGUGAUAAACGGUGUCGUAUUAGCCAGGGCAAAAAACAAAAUACAGAAAAAAGGAAGGCUCUCAAGCACUUUACAACUGAUCAAUUGGCAAGCUUGAUCGUUCUUGUUGGGAUUUGUCUUCGCCUCUGAAGCCCUGAAUAUUUGCGCUUCAGGCAAUGAGAUGAGUUCUACAGACGAAACUGGUAUGGGAGUGCAAUUGGAUGCUGACCUCAAUAAUCCGGGGACAUCAGGUUUUGGUACUGCUAUUCAGACUUCGUAUGGCUCUGGGGUUGAGUUUUCAGGCCAACAAUCGGACAAAACUUUUUGCAGUGGACAUGAUUUUGAAAUGUUGGAUGUUGGCCUUUCUUUUGAUGUUCUUAGCCCUGUGGACGGUUCAUCAGUUGUGCAGUGCAAUGACCCCAUUAAAUUGAGGGCCUUGACCACACUUGAUAUGGUUGGCAAGGAGUUUGAUUCUCUUAAACAAGCUGAGUUAUUCUACUGCACAUACUCAAAAGUUGUUGGCUUUAGUGUUAGGAAAGAUGACUUGCGCCGAAACAAGUAUGGUGCAACUAUCUUGAGAAGGUGGGUUUGUUCAAAGCAAGGUCAACGUCCUAAGAAGUGGCUGGAAAAACGUGACCGAAUCCGGGAACCAAGAGCAUUGACACGAGUCGGUUGUCGUGCAUCCUUUCGUGUUAAUUACCAUCGUGAAACAUCAAAAUGGGUUGUUAAGGAAUUUGUUACAGAACACACUCAUGAAUUGCCAUCUGCAUGUGAUAUUCAGGUUCUUCGGUCUAAUUGUGGCGUCCAAGAUACGGACAUGGCUAAAGCCAAACCAAUUCGCAGUAUGAGUGCUAAAUCAGGUCAAGUAGUGGAUUAUAUGAUUGAUCAAUCAGAGAGUUGUAUGAAUAUUGGAUUAGUUAGGGAAGAUUUACAAAAUAAAAUUGAUGUUACCCAUCAGUCUGAUAUAACAGAUGCGGACUCGGAAACUGUUAUUGCCUACUUAUUUGGCAAAGCUGACAUGGAUCCCGGUUUUUUUUGUAAAUACACAGUGGACGAGGAUAGAAAGUUGGGGAACUUGUUUUGGACAGACUCUGUAGGUCGUUUUGAUUACAGUUGUUUUGGGGAUGUUUUAGUAUUUGAUUCCACGUACAAGAUUAAUGCAUACCAAAAGCCACUUGUUAUAUUGGUUGGGACAAAUCACCACCGCAGAACAACUGUGUUUGGUUUUGGGUUGCUAAAGGAUGAGGCCUUGGACACAUAUACUUGGCUACUGGAGACCUUCUUGUCUGCUAUGAACAACAAGAAACCAUUGUCAAUAAUAACUGAUUGUGACAAGGUUGUGUGCCAGGCAAUCAAGAAAAUUCUACCUGAGUCUACCCAUCGGUUUUGUAGCUGGCAUGUUGAGAGGGAUGCUCGGGAAAAUGUGCAGGAUGAGCAGUUUAUAGAGUCAUUUAAAGAUUAUAUUUUCAGCCAUAUGAAACCUGAAGAAUUUGAUCAACAGUGGUUGACAUUGGUUGCAAAGUUUGGUUUGCAGGAUAAUGAUUGGGUCAACAAGAUGUACAAAAAGCGUAACCUAUGGGCAGGAUCCUUCUUACGAGGGAAGUUCUUUGCUGGGAUGCAUUGCAGCCAACUUUGUCAGAGUAUGAACUCAUACCUGAACUGUUUUUUCCAUUCUCGGCUGAAGAUGUUUGAAUUUGUCCGCCAAAUUGAUAAGGCGGUAUCAUGGAUACGCUACAAUGAAGCAAAAGAUGACUUUGAGUCGAGCUCUAUUCCAGUCCUAAGUACCCACCUUGAACGUUUGGAAAAACAUGCUGUGCAGAUUUAUACCCGAAAUGCUUUCUACAUGGUCCGCAAUGAGAUCCAAGAGGAGACUUUGUUGAUUGUAUCUGGUUGUGCCAAUGAGGUAGAUAGACGUGUGUAUACACUUACUAAAUUCAGAAAUGCUCACAUGAGAUGGAUAGUGGCUUACUGGAGAAAAGAUCAUCGUAUACAAUGCUCCUGCAAGGGAUUUGAGACAGUUGGACUGCCGUGUAGCCAUUCUUUUUCUGUCAUGAAAGCUGAGCACUUACUAAGUAUACCUGAUAACCUAAUUCUAAGGAGGUGGACUAAAGAUGCCAAGGACGGCAAAGACUUAGCUGUCAGCUCCUGUCAAAGCCCAAAUGAUUUUACAGAAAUGUUGCGGUUUGCAGCAUUGACUGCAGACUGCCGUAAAUUAUGUUUUUAUGCAUCCAAGACUAGUGAAGGGUAUAGAAAGGCAAAAAUGGAGAUAUAUCAAUUAACUCGGCGCAUGGAGGAGUCUAGUAAAAUCAAUGGCGGCAGCAUCUCAUCGGUGGGUUUUUCUGAGAGGUCCAGUGUUGCUAGUGAUCCUGCAAGAAAAUCAAGGACUGAUAUUCAUAAUUGAUGCUUGCUUCUGGCGUUAAUUGGAUAUUUUCUAUUUUCUUUUUUAGGUUUGAUCUCUUCUUUUGGAAAAUCUUUUGAGAUCAAUCCUAAGUGUUUAUAAUUUUAUAAAUCUAUGUUUCACUUUUACUUAAAAGCCACUAUAUUUGACACUGUACAAAUAUGAAAUCAUAAUCCAUCUUUUGGUUAAUUAA